CCAACGUCGACACACCCGAUUGUGGGACCCUCUCGCAUCCUCGACAGACGUCGUACAGAAAAAUGUAGCAAGGCAUCCCGCUCGUCGCCGGUCUCCCAACGCAUCCACGACAACCACAUGGCCGAACAUUGACCAUGCGAGCAUCUCGGGUGGCCCUCGUUGGGCUUGCCGCUGGUUCUCCGAGAACAGAUUGCCGACUUCGUGCAGCUCCACAGCGCCGGGAACCAAGGCCGAGCUCAAAAAGCGGGGCAAAUAAAUGAAAUGUCGUCUGCCACCUCUUCAGCUCCUCUUCGCCCCCUUUCUUCCCCAUCUUCGUUCUUUCCUUCACUCGUCAUCCACUCUUCAGUCAUGUCACCUACUACCACCUCGACCGCGGCGCCUCCCUCGCUCAAAGAGAACCUAACCCUCAAGGCCACCCACGAGAAGAAGCUCGAGCUCAUCAAGAGCCAAGCUAAGCCUCCUGGACCUGGUCAGGCCUUGGUGCACGUGAAGGCUACUGGUGUCUGCGGAUCCGACGUCCACUUCUGGCAACAUGCCGGCCUUGGCCCCUGGCAAAUCACAGACAAGACUGCUCUCGGCCACGAGUCCGGAGGCGUAGUGAUUGCUCUGGGUCCCAACACGGAGUCCACUGGCCUCAAAGUCGGCGACAGGGUAGCCAUUGAGCCUGGAGUCCCCUGCUCAAAGGUGACGUGCCAUUUCUGCCGUUCAGGAAACUACAAUCUGUGCCCGCAGGUAGACUUCUACUCGGUCCCACCCAUGGAUGGAACUCUCACGCGAUACCAUACCCACCCAGCAGCAUGGCUGCACAAGGUGCCUGACACCAUGAGCUUCCCUGAAAUUGCCCUCCUCGAGCCCUUGAGCGUCUGCUUGCGUGCUACAGAGAGGGCAGGCAUCGAGCUAGGCUCCCCGACCCUCAUUCUAGGUGCCGGCCCCAUUGGAGCAGUACAGCUCCUCUGCGCAGCCGCCUCCGGUGCCAACCCCAUCGUCAUUGCCGAUCUGCAGCCUCAGCGCCUUGACUUUGCCAAGCAGCUUUGUCCUGAAGUCUCGACCUUCCAAGUGAACACCUCCCUCACCCCGGAGCAGACGGCGCAACAGAUCAUCUCCCUCUUCACCAAGCUGAGCAACGGUGUGGGCGGUUCAGGCCCCAAGGGCGAGGUCAUGCCCUCGGUCACCAUCGAGUGCACGGGUGUCGAGUCAUCCAUUGCCGUUGCCUCCUUCUCCACCCGCCCGCAAGGUCGUAUCGUCAUCACCGGUGUGGGCAAGGCAUACCAGACUAUUCCCUUCAUGCACCUCAGCACAAACGAGAUUGAUGUCAGGUGGGUCUUCCGCUACAAGGACACAUGGCCCCGCGCUAUCCGUAUCGUGGCGAGCGGCAAGAUGCCCAACCUCAAGAAGCUGGUCACACAUACCUUCCCGCUCGAGAGGGCAAAGGAGGCUGUAGAGCAUUCGGCGGACCGCAGUCAGUUCAGCGUCAAGACGCUCAUUGUUGACGAGGAGGACUAGACGGGCGGGCGAGUCGUGAAAUAAGGAUCUAAUGAGCCUAGUGUAACGAAAUGAUGCCGUGCUAAAAAGUACAAGUAGUGUGACGGGCCAAUAUCUGUCGUGUCUAAUGUUGUACGGGCCCAUCGUGAGAGCGUCGUCAUCGUCUUCGUCUUCGUCGUAACUCUAGCCGCGCUGGCUGCUCCACUCUCUCGACCCUCGCUCGCUCACAUCACCACCCGUGAGGUGGUGACAACGGUGGUGGUUGCCCCGCCCGAGCCCCUGCGCGUAGUAGUGGUCGUGGUUGUA
Molecule: messenger RNA, 1788 nt
Organism: Jaminaea rosea
Lineage: Eukaryota; Fungi; Basidiomycota; Exobasidiomycetes; Microstromatales
Product: putative xylitol dehydrogenase
Exons: 2
Coding region: 349-1503 (384 amino acids)
Biological process (GO): D-sorbitol catabolic process
Molecular function (GO): L-iditol 2-dehydrogenase (NAD+) activity
Source: RefSeq, a predicted model, not a curated record